AGAGAGAGAGAAAGAGAGAGAGAGAGAAAGAGAGAGGGGAUUAGCUGCCUGGCUUUCGGGUACAAACCCUCCCGAUGACUGCAAUGUUUUCACACUCAGGCGGCGAUUAGCACCGUCAACUUUCUGCCUUUUUUGUUGCAUUGUGGAGCAUUUUACGCAUUUGCACCACACCAGGAAAAAAACCCCACACAAGGCAACGGAGGAGAAAGCAGGAGGAGGACCGACACUAUCACCACCACCACCACCACCACCACAAAACCCGGACAAACACACACACAUACACGGAGGAGAAGCAGCAGCAGCCAGGCUACUACGGGUAUUCCUCCUUCCUCCUCCCAUUAGCUCCGUUUUUCAGCCUCCAGGAUGUCGGAGCGAGGAGGGCUCCCGCGGACUGGGGGUGUCCCCUCGCCGCACAUGCAGCCCUCCAAGCCGGUCAGCAUCACCUCCAACCGGCCGGUGCACAUGAACCUGUACGCUACCUGGGAGGUGGACCGCUCCUCACCCAGCUGUGUGCCGAGGCUGUUCAACCUGACUCUGAAGAAGCUGAUCAUGCUGAAGGAGUUGGAUAAAGACCUCACCUCUGUGGUCAUCGCCGUCAAACUACAGGGCUCCAAGCGAAUCCUGCGCUCCAAUGAGAUCCUGCUGUCAUCAGCUGGGUUGACAGAGACCGACCUGCAGCUGACUUUCUCCCUGCAGUACCCACACUUCCUGAAGAGAGACGCCAACAAGCUUCAGAUCAUGCUGCAGCGACGGAAGAGAUACAAGAACCGCACUAUCCUGGGCUACAAGACCCUCGCCCUGGGACUCAUCAACAUGGCGGAGGUGAUGCAGCACCCCAGCGAGGGGGCGCAGGUCCUGGGGCUCCACAGCCAGCUGAAGGACGCCUCCGUGCCCGUCGCUGAGAUCAGAGUCUACUCUCUGUCCAGCCAGCCGAUCGACCACGAGGGACCCAAAGCCAAGAUGUCUGAUCGCUCUCCGGACAUCGACAACUACUCAGAAGAAGAGGAAGAGAGCUACUCGUCAGAACAGGAGGGCAGCGACGACCCCAUUCAUGGACAGUACCUAUUUGAUGAAGAAGAGGAGGUGAGGAAGAAGAAGCCGAGGCGUAAGCUCCCUUCCAAUGCUGCUAUCACCAGGCAACCCAACAUCAAGCAGAAGUUUGUCGCCUUGCUGAAAAGGUUUAAAGUCACUGAUGAGGUGGGCUUUGGCCUGGAGCACGUGUCCAGAGAGCAGAUCCAGGAGGUGGAAGAGGACCUGGAUGAGCUCUAUGACAGUCUGGAGAUGUACAAUCCCAGCGAUAGUGGUCCGGAGAUGGAAGAGACCGACAGCAUCCUCAGCACGCCCAAACCGAAGCUAAGGCCGUUCUUUGAGGGAAUGUCCCAGUCCAGCUCCCAGACGGAGAUCGGAAGUCUGAACAGCAAAGGCAGUUUGGGCCGAGACACUUUCAGUCCUCAGGGGGAGCAGCCUCCUAUAGAGAAGAUGAAACCCUCCCGCAGCCGCAACCUGGAGGAGGCCCUGUCUGAAACCGACACACUGGAGUUAACAGAUCAGGAGCUGUUUGCCGAGGUGGGCCCCUGCAUCACAGUGUCAGUGCCAGAGAAACCCCGUACGCCCAUGAAGAGCAGCAGAAGCGAAACCCAAACCAUGCCGUCACCAAGACUGGAUGGCACUCACACCCCAAGACAGAAACGCAACAGCACUCCCAUGAAGGAGAGACAGCUGUCCAAACCUCUGAGCGAACGGACCAACAGCUCAGACUCUGAGAGAUCCCCGGAGCUGGGACACAGCACACCGGUUUUGAGGAAGGUGGUGUACGACCAGCUGAACCAGAUCUUGUUGUCGGACUCUGCCCUCCCAGAGAGCCUGAUAUUGGUCAACUGCACCGACUGGCAGGGACAGUACGUCGCUGAGCAGCUCCAGGUGCAGAGACACCCGGUGGUCUGCACGUGUUCGCCAGCUGAAAUCCAGGCGGUGCUGUCCGCUGUGCUCACCCGCAUCCAGAAAUUCUGUAACUGUAACUCGUCCAUGCCCAGAGCCGUGAAGGUGGCGGCGGUGGGCAGCCAGAGUUACCUCGGAGCCAUCCUGCAGUUCUUCGUCACUCAGCUCGCCAACAAGACGUCCGACUGGCUCAACCACAUGCGCUUCCUGGUGGUGCCUCUGGGCUCUCAUCCAGUUGCCAAGCAUCUCGGUGCCCUCGACAACCGCUAUAGCUCCAACUUCCUGGACAUGGCGUGGAGAGACGUGUUCAGCCGGUCUGAGCCGCCGCAGACAGACCAGUUAGAUGUGGCGGGAAGAAUCUCCCAGUACAUCAGCGGCUCCACAGUCACUCACCAGCUCCCGAUCGCCGAGGCCAUGCUCACGUGCAAACACAAGACGCGAGAUGAAGACUCCUAUCAGAAGUUUAUUCCUUUUAUUGGGGUAGUGAAGGUUGGUCUGAUCGAGUCUGGUCCCUCUCCGACAGGAGAUACAGAGGAGGGCGUGGCGGUGAGUUUGGCCGUCCCCUCCACAUCUCCCCCCUCCCACGGCUCCCCCACAGGGAUGAUCAAAGAGGCGGCCACGCCCCCUUCCUCCCCUUCCAUGGGCAGUGUUCUCACAGUGCAAGGGAGCCCCAGCAUGUCUCACGGUGUGGACGCCAUCGGCCUGCAGGUCGAUUACUGGCUGGCCUCGCUGGCUGAGAAGCGGAGGGAGGGCGACCGUCGCGACACGGGCUGCAAGAACACGCUGAAGAGCGCCUUCCGCUCGCUGCAGGUCAGCAGGCUACCAGGUGGGGGCAGCAACGACCCACAGGCCCAGGUCAGCACCAUGGAAAUGACCGUGGUUACCAAGGAGAAGAACAAGAAAGUUCCCACCAUCUUCCUGGGAAAGAAGCCAAAGGAGAAGGAUGUAGACUCUAAGAGCCAGGUCAUUGAAGGCAUCAGCCGACUCAUCUGCUCUGCCAAGCAGCAGCAGACCAUCCUGAAAGUGUCCAUAGACGGCGUCGAGUGGAACGAAGUGAAGUUCUUCCAGCUGGCCGCUCAGUGGCCCACUCACGUCAAAUACCUACCUGUCGGACUUUUCGGCUACAGCAAGCCCCUCUCUUAGGGGUGACCGCCUGCCGACUCCUCUGACCCCGACUUGACCUUUGACUCUCCUCGAUCCUUUGCGCACAGACCCCCGCCUGGAGAAGACGUCGAGUGGCUGGACUACAUUCUUUCCUUAAUUUCAUUUCCGCUAUAGUCGUCUUAUUUCUCUUUAGGGAGGGAGAGGAGGAGUGUGGUGUUGGGGUUACAGCGCUGUUACUAGUCACUUUAAUGCCCCUUUUGGUGUGUGUGUGUGUGUGUGUGUGUGUGUGUGGCGAGUGUGCAUGCACACGUGAAUGUACAGUAUGCGUGUGUGUGUAUGUGUGUGUUCAUAAGGGGCUUACAGCACAAGUUUAUUAGCUAACUGCCAUUUACGUUUCCGUUUUAUGGAAUGCAACAGCAUGCAACAACUCAUCGAUUUCAAGCCCUAAUGUCCGACCCUCAACUUUUGACCCCUUUUGAUGUUCCCGCUCACCUCGAGUCCCCCGAUCCACACGUGCAUGCUCCGAAAACUAACAGAUAAACACCACUCAUGUGCCGGAAACAGUAACACAUAACAGACAGAAAUACAACAGGGCUUCAGUGUUUGCAUGAGCCAGUGAAAACACGAAGAAAAGUCUCCUCUGAUCACAAAAUUCAGUCAAAUGAAUAAAAAGCUGGCAUGUAACGAGUUUUUCCUCCACAUGUCCGACAUCAGUAAUACUGAUCGGCCCUUCAAAGCAGACCCAUUAGUUUUAUUUUAUUUCAAGGGCUUCCAUUUAACAAUUUUAAAUCUUUUUUCUCUACCGUAAUAAGUCAUUUGGAUGUCUAAUGCCAAACUUUCUUUCAAAAACAACAAAAAAGAAUAUUUAAAGGGGAAGUGUCUUUUUAAAAAAAUUGUACUCCAGUGAAAAAUAGUGAAGCCUUCCCUUUAAUACUGUUUUGUGAUGCGUAGUUAACGUUUUAUUCUUGGGUUAGGUUACGAUUUCAGGGCAGGAACUGCUGUAACGUGCAGUUUAUUCUUUAUCUUCUUAUUCGUUAUGCACUUAUGAAUACACUUGGACCAUCUGGGUGUUUGCAGCCGGUAAAAAAUGAUUAACAGUCUUUGACAGCAGAGCCAACCAGAUAUGCAUCAGGAGGCUGAAACAAUAACAUGCUUAUUUAAACCAUCCAAAAACUCGGCAGCGUUGAUGGGAAUAGGAUGGGGAGGGGGAAGCGUGUUUCUUCCUGCGUUAAGCCCUGCUUCUUUGUGAGAAUCUAAACCGCUAGAAUGGGGAGUUAAACACCCGCAAUAAAGCACAAUGUUGGUCAGCUGCCCUCUAAAUAUCAUUCCCUUAUUGGCAUCGAACGGGCAGCUUUCUCCUUAUAUUCAUUAAGCAUUCCCAUUUCUUUUGGGAGUCCUUAAUAACAUUUAUUCUAUCAGGAAAAAAAAAAAAAAAUCGGGUUGAUUUCAGUUAUUCUGGCACAGGUCUGCUACAUGCUUUAUCUAGGAUGUCGUAAGGUGAUUAGUGAGUGUACAGUAACCGGUAACAAGUGUGCGUGUAAGUGGUGAAAUAAAUGUAAUGUGGUCAGAAACCUAAAAAAAAAAACAAUAAAUAAAUAAAUCACUAAAUAGGAGUUUUUCUACCAUGUGACAGAGGGCAUGCAAUUGAUGUGUGUAUGUAUGUGUGUGUGUGUGUGUGUGUAUGUGUGAGUGUGUGUGCGUGUGUGCGUGCGUUGGCACUGUGUGCUGAUGAUGUGGUCUUUAUCAAUAUCACUGAUGAUCAGAUUAGGGCUGCUAAAGCCACAGUGGUCAUCUUGUUUACUUUGUAGCCUGACACAAGGCGAAUACAGAUGUUUUGUUUUGGGGUUUUUUCCACCACUAAACACCAUGAAAACAAACAAAAAUCACAAAAUUAAUUCAGUUUUAUUAAAAGAAAUGGAUAGAAAUUAAACUUUGGUGUAAAACUAAGAAUGUAACGUCAAUAGCGGUUUAUAGUAAUUGUUUAAAAGCUGUUUUGUUUUUUUUAAUUAAAAAAGCAAAGCUCACCAGGCGUGUGUAGCUCUACCUUGUGUCACCUACAUCGUAACUCUCUCACCUCCAGUGAAGUAUUAGCGAAAUAGUUUUUAGAUUUAAAAAAAAGAGAAUAGUGUUAAUGAUGCCAAUGUCUUGAUUUAAAUGCUGUUAGAGGAUUUUUGUUUGUUUUUGAGAAAUAGAUUAGAAAGUUAUUUUCCUGUGUCGAUAUUACAGUGUUACAGUUGUGAUGUCAGCAGCACGUCUCAAAACUCGGCUCAUUUUUCCCCCUGUUGGACAGGUUCAGGUUUCACCCUGAAGGCUCGCUUGUUUGUUCGCUCUCUGUUUGGCCGACAGCUCGUACCGGCACCGCUGAACAAACACUCAGUUGGUGUCGAUUCAUUUUAAGUACUUCCUGAUGUUUGAAUGAAUGUAUUCAAUUUAGUUUAGAGCUGUCUUACAUAAUUAUUGAAUGACUGAUUUUAAGACACAAGCGCAAUCACUAUCAGAGAAGAUGUGUCUAUAAUUUAGUCAGUUGGUGUUAUUUGGCCUAAAACAGAGAAAAUGUUCAAAAUGGCUCCACUGCAGUCGUUUUCUCUGCAUGGACAGUUGACAGACAGCGAGCUUGGUGACUUUUCUUCAACUUUUCUGUGUAAACAACAGAAAACAAACAGCCGAGCCAGCGGGCCUCUUGAUCACAACCCUCUUGAAAACCUGCAGUUCUUUUCACUUGUGUUGGUGACAACCAGAUAAGGGCUUGACAGACAGACAGACUGGCCGGGUUUCAUUAUUCCUGGAUAUCAAUGAGUGUUAAUGUACUGUAAUGUAAUUUGACUUAGAGGUCAUGUAAUCCAACCUUAGAACAGGAAGUUUCAUUCCAAAAUGAAUCGGAAAAUACUGACACUUGCACUAAAUAGUACAUUUGCUGUUGUGGAUUUACAAUCAUUUGCUGUUAUUGAAGCUAACUAAAGCGUAAGACUUUGUAAAGAAAUGAAUACAAACAUUUUGGUACCAUUAAAACACCCCAUACUUUUAAAGGGUUUAUAAUUUGUCACUAAUUACUUUAUUAAUGGUAAUAAAUCCUUAAAAAAUGGAUUGAUGGUUAGGAUUGAGCUGCUUCAAGUCAUGAAUGGAAAGUUUGUGUUGCCAAGUUGUGAGCUCAAAUUUCAAUGAAGGACUUCUUUGUUAAACAUACGUCCUCAGCUUGUUCUUAAAGCUGCACUAAUCAAUAUUUCUUCUCAUCUCUGUGAAGCUUUUUAGCGUCUUUCAGCUGACAAAGUUUCUAGGUGAGCUAUUACUGCUAUUAUGUCCUCAGUAUGCAUCUAAAUCUACCUUUAAUAUCAAAGAUAGUGGAAGAGACUCUUAAACAGUUUGUUUUUUUUACAACAAAAAUCAAGUAUUUUUGAAAAAUUGGAUUAUAAAAGUUGCCAGAUUCUGUGGGAAAGUAGCUAAAUUGGCAUCAUCAACCUCAUUUUCAGCCACAUGAGUCAGCUGUUAUCAAACAAAAAGCUCACUGUACACCAUCCGCCCAACACCAAACAGCAGAUGGGCUAAGUUAGCGGCUAGCUGGUGAACAUAGCGGAGCAUUUAGCCGCUAACCAGCCAGAUAGUUUUCCCCAAGAAUUGGAGACCAAAACAGAGCUAUAAGAAGAGUGAAUAUUGGACUUUAAUUCAUCAGGUGGACAGAAAUACGAGUUAAUACGAAUGAUAACGUUGCUCCAUGUCUGCCGAACAUGAAAAUUAGCGAGUGGUUGCUAACACGUUCGCCAUGUGUUCACAGUUUGCUUCACCUCCUAAGUGGGCAAAGGAAAUCAGUAAAAAAUUUAAGUUAUGUAAUUAUUCCGCUUUUUUUUUCUCUGUGGCCCAGUAGCACAUUUUCCAACACCCAGUAUCAGUCCAUAGCCGAGGGGUCGAGACCCACUGCUGUAUAUGGGGGUAAAAUCUGGGAUCACAACCUGGCAACCUCAAAACUUUAUUUUAGGUACCUGUUACUCAUCUAAGUAUCUUAACCAUGAAUGAAGUGUUCAGUGACAACUUAUAGAUUUUUUGAAUGUAUGCUUUAUAAAAGGUUACUGUUUUUAAGUGUUUUAAUGAGGAAACCCUUCCCAAAAUGUAUAGAAAUGAAACUCUUGUAAAGUUGAACCAUGUUGGGGGUCAAUGAUCUUGUGUCUGCUGUUAGACAACCUUUACUAACUUCAAAUGCUCUUUGCCUUGUAGUGUUGUUAGUCUAAUUAUUGCAAUGAUGUGAGCCUAAAGUUGUCCUAAAUCGUAUAACAGAAUAAAGUUGAUUGAUGCCUCUUUGGCUUGCAGCCUCCACAGGGAGGUCAAAUGUUGGGUUUCCUGCUUUGAACUGCAAUUGGAGAUAUUCCACUGACAGAGAGGCAUCAGGAAGAAAGUCAUGCCAAAACAAAAAUGUGAAGAAAUUGUGAUUGUAUUGAGAAAAAAAAAGAGUGAUAAAAGCUGUAAUGUGUUCCUGUGGGGUUUUAUUUUUGGGUGCUGAUAUCUUAAAAUACUUUAACAACAAAGUGAUCCUUGUUCUAAAGUCGUCAUUUCAAUGUUCGGAGGAACUGAAUGCUUUUCCAUCACAGCCACAUUUUGCUGUUUUUUCUUGUCUUUGCCACCUAAAAAAAACUAAAAACGCCCCCUCCCUCAUUCUUACACUUUACAUGUUUUCCUAAAGUCUCUUUGAAAACGCUGGUUGUUCUACAUGUAAGUCUUGAACUUGUUCCUGUGUGUUUUACCUGUACCUCUGUACCUGUGUGGACCUGUGUUUGUGACGGUGUACCGAUGGUUCCUCUGUCCUUGACUAGUCGUGGUUAGAGAUUAGGAGCUGUUUGGUCCAUCAAUAAUCUCUGUCAGUGAUCAGCAGUGUCUUUUCUCUCCACCAUCCUCAGAAAAAUGUUCUUUCUGAUGAGAGAGUCUUCUUCACCAGGCUUCCACAAGCUUAGCUUUCUGAAAAAAUCGGGAAAAGAUAUUGUCCCUCAUCCCCUCCCGCAGCUUGUAAAUUUGCCAUCUGUCCUCAUGGGAACGGGAUUUGCCUAUAAAAGCAGUAGAGUUCUGCCUGACGAGGCUCUGCUCACAGCGGAGCGUCCUAAGCUUGUGGACUUGUGGAGAGUAUUUUGCACAUGCCAUUGUUUCUUCAGCAGCAGUCUUCAGCUUUUUUGCCUUUUGCCUAUAACAAUAAUUAUAAUAAACUAUAAUGCUUGUACAUAUCAGAUAGUACUUGUUAUAUUGUAUUCUAGUUAUUUUUUGUUGUUUUGUUUUUUUCUUAAUUUGACAUGUUUUGUAGUACUGCUUUUUCAUGAUUACGUUUGUCAAUCAAACAGAUGUGAGAUGAAAAGUGGAAGUGUUCAUUGUUUCAUUUGUUUUUUAAAAUAAAAAUAUUCCU
Molecule: messenger RNA, 8419 nt
Organism: Scomber scombrus (Atlantic mackerel)
Lineage: Eukaryota; Metazoa; Chordata; Actinopteri; Scombriformes; Scombridae
Product: phosphofurin acidic cluster sorting protein 1-like
Exons: 24
Coding region: 364-3081 (905 amino acids)
Biological process (GO): protein localization to plasma membrane
Molecular function (GO): transmembrane transporter binding
Source: RefSeq, a predicted model, not a curated record